AUGGACUCGCACUACGACGAGUUCGGCAACUACAUCGGACCCGAGCUGAGCGACGAUAGCGACAGCGACGGUGGGGCGGAUGCCAACGACCAGCAGGUGAGAUCCCGGGAUGUCGACAACGGCACCGCGGGCAUGGACGUCGACGGCGACGACGCCGAGGAGAACUUCGAAACCGCGAUCGUCCUCGCCGAGGACAAGAAGUACUACCCAACCGCGGAGGAGGUGUACGGCCCCGGGACUGAGACGCUGAUCAUGGACGAGGACGCGCAGCCGCUCGAGGAGCCCAUCAUCGCGCCGGUGAAAAAGAAGCAGAUCGAGGCGGAUCGGGGUAAGAACGCGCUCGAGUUGAAGGUGAGCGAGGAGUACCUGCGGGGCCUCAUGGGCAACGCCAACCUCGUGCGGAACGUAGCCGUCGCCGGGCACCUGCACCACGGCAAGACGACGGUGUUCGACAUGCUGGUGGAGCAGACGCACCACGUGGACGACGCGAUCGUGCACGCGGACGAUAGGGCGCUGCGAUACACGGACACCAGGUUGGACGAGCAGGACCGGGAGGUUAGCAUCAAGGCGGUGCCCAUGUCGCUGGUGAUGCCAAACGGCGCGGGCAAGCACCUGCUCUUCAACAUGAUGGACACCCCGGGCCACGUCAACUUCAGCGACGAGGUCACCGCGAGCUACCGUUUGAGCGACGGCGUUAUGCUCGUGGUGGACGCGGUGGAGGGCGUGAUGUGCGGCACGGAGCGGCUCAUCAAGCACGCCGCGAAGGAGCGUCUGCCAAUCUGCGUAUUUGUCAACAAGGUGGACAGGCUCAUCCUCGAGCUCAAGCUUCCCCCCGCGGACGCGUACCACAAGAUCAGGCACACGCUCGAGGAGAUCAAUGCCAUCAUCGAGGCCACCUACGGGGGCGACGAGAACGCGCCGUUCGCGGAUCCAGUCAAGGGGAGCGUGUGCUUUGGAUCCGCAAAGUACGGCUGGUCCUUCACCCUCAACUCAUUCGCGAGGCUCUACGCGGAUAUUCGCGGCGUAGACAUGGAUACCCAGGCGUUCGCGCGCAGGCUCUGGGGCGACAUGUACUUCAACGAGGAGACGCGCACGUUCAGACGCAAGCCCCCACCGGGCGGCGGCGACCGCUCCUUCGUGCAGUUUAUCCUCGAGCCGCUGUAUAAGAUUUACUCGCAAGCCGUGGGCGAGCACCAGGCGUCCUUCGCCCGCGUCCUCGCCGAGCUCGGCGUGACGCUCAAACCCAAGGAGUACAGGAUGAACACCAAGCCCCUCAUCAAACUCGCGUGCACCAAGAUCUUCGGCGACGCGUCCGGUCUGGUCGACAUGCUCUGCGCGCACGUGCCCACCGCGAGGGGCGGAGCGCCAGCCAAGGUUGAAAACGCGUACGCGGGCCCCCUCGCCGGCGCCGACGGCCAAAGCUGCGUGAACACCAUGCGCGCGUGCGACCCGAACGGCCCGUUGCAGGUGAUGGUCGCGAAGCUCUACCCGAAGGACGAUUGCUCAUCCUUCGACGCGCUCGCGAGGGUCAUGAGCGGCACGCUGAAGAAGGGUCAGAACGUGCGGGUGUUGGGCGAGGCGUACUCGCCGGAUGACGAGGAGGACUGCGCGGUGAAGCAGGUGACGAACCUGUGGGUGUACCAGGCGAGGUACCGCAUCCCCGUGGAGGAGGUCGCCGCGGGCGCCUGGGUUCUCGUCGAGGGCAUCGACGGGAGCAUCAGCAAGACGGCGACGCUCGUGGCGGAGUACGGGGAGGAGGAUGCGUACGUGUUCAGGCCUCUCGCGUUUGAUAACCAGUCGGUGGUGAAGAUCGCGACGGAGCCGCUGAACCCCAGCGACCUGCCGAAGAUGGUCGAGGGUCUGCGUAAGAUCAACAAGUCCUACCCGCUCGCGGUGACGAAGGUUGAGGAGAGCGGCGAGCACACCAUCAUGGGCACGGGUGAGAUUUUCCUGGACUCCAUCAUGAAGGACCUUCGCGAGCUGUACUCGGAGGUUGAGGUCAAGGUUGCCGACCCGGUCGUCACCUUCUGCGAGACCGUGGUCGAGACGUCCAGCCUGAAGUGCUUCGCAGAGACCCCGAACAAGAAAAACAAGAUCACCAUGAUCGCCGAGCCGCUGGAUAAAGGAUUGGCGGCGGACAUCGAGAACGGGACGGUGUCACUCAAGUGGCCAAAAAAGAAGCUCGGGGAUUUCUUCCAGAACAAGUACGAUUGGGAUAUCCUCGCCGCGCGGAGCGUGUGGGCGUUCGGCCCGGACGAGAAGGGUGCCAACGCGCUGCUCGAUGACACCCUGCCCGGUGAGAUCGACAAAUCCCUGCUCAACGCGGUCAAGGAGAGCAUCGUGCAGGGUUUCCAGUGGGGCACGAGGGAAGGACCGUUGUGCGACGAGCCCAUCCGCAACGUUAAGUUUAAGAUCCUGGACGCGAUCGUCGCGGAUCAGCCGCUGCACAGGGGCGGCGGGCAGGUGAUCCCCACUGCGCGCAGGGUGGCGUAUUCAUCGUUCCUGAUGGCGUCGCCGAGGCUGAUGGAGCCCGUGUUCGCUUGCGAGAUUCAGACCCCCGCGGAUUGCAUGAGUGCAAUUUACACGGUGCUCUCCAAGCGCCGCGGGCACGUCAUCGCCGACAACCCCAAGCCCGGCACUCCGGUGUACACGGUCAAGGCGCUCAUCCCCGCGAUCGAAUCGUUCGGCUUCGAAACAGAUCUUCGCUAUCACACGCAGGGCCAGGCGUUCGGGCAGAGCUACUUCGAUCAUUGGGCGGUUGUGCCCGGCGACCCGCUGGACCGCGGCAUCGUCCUGAGGCCGCUGGAGCCGAGCCCGGUGCAGGCGCUCGCGAGGGAGUUCAUGGUGAAGACGAGGCGACGGAAGGGGAUGAGCGAGGACGUGAGCGUGCAGAAGUUCUUCGACGACACGCUCCUCGCGGAGCUGGCCAAGGCGGACGCGGGCAUCGAGGGGAUCAUGUGA
This is a messenger RNA of Micromonas commoda, 2961 nucleotides long. RefSeq names its product elongation factor tu gtp-binding domain protein 2 (gene EF-TU). Bases 1 to 2961 code for a protein of 986 amino acids. Gene Ontology annotation, cellular component: cytosol; U4/U6 x U5 tri-snRNP complex; U2-type catalytic step 2 spliceosome. Gene Ontology annotation, biological process: mRNA splicing, via spliceosome. Gene Ontology annotation, molecular function: GTP binding; U5 snRNA binding; translation elongation factor activity. The record is from RefSeq and is a predicted model, not a curated record. Lineage: Eukaryota; Viridiplantae; Chlorophyta; Mamiellophyceae; Mamiellales; Mamiellaceae. The transcript is spliced from 2 exons.